Rotaria sp. Silwood1 is the source of this 1518-nucleotide messenger RNA. NCBI's taxonomy places the organism in Eukaryota, Metazoa, Rotifera, Eurotatoria, Philodinida, Philodinidae. The record is from the annotation of a GenBank genome assembly.
AUGUCUGCAAUUAAUAUCAGAAACAUUGAUGACAGAAGUAUUCUCUUUAAAUUUUCUAAUGGUUCAUUGGAAGUAACUAUUCGACAAGGUGAUAUAAGUAAAGAAAUAUGUGAUGCUAUUGUUAAUCCAACAAGAGUGUCAAUGUAUCCUAGUGGUGGAUUGGAUGAAAUAAUGCAUAAAGCUAUGGGAAAACUUUUUGAUGAUCAAGUAAGUGCAGUUAGCCAAGAGAUGAAAGAAAAUGCAUGUCCUGUUGGACAAUCAAGAAUAUUUGUUGCAAAAAAUAGUCAAAAUCCAAAUGUGGCUCUUUUUGUUAUAAACACUGUCGGUCCAGUUUAUCAAACUGAAGAAAAAGAAAAAAGUGCUUUUCUUUUACAAUCAUGUUAUUCAACAUCAUUACAGUUAGCUAAUCUAUAUUCAUUAACAUCUAUUGCUUAUCCUGCUAUAUCAUGUGGAGCGAAUCGUUUUCCUCCACAAGAAGCAGCACAAGUUGCUAUUGAAUCAGUGAGACAGUAUUCAUGUAAUGUUAAAGAUGUUCGAUUUGUAUUAUAUGAACGUCCAAUCUAUGAUGCUUUUGUUAAAGAAUGGACUGACUAUGCAGAAAAAAUCAAUCAAGCAGCUACUACUACAAGAUCAACUAUUGAUGAAAGAAGUCGAUUUCGAAUAGCAUCACGAUCAUCAUUUGAUUCGAUUCGUGAUUGUAUUCUUUGUGAUGAACAACAACUACCACCUGAUCGUGAACAUUUAUGUAUUAAAUGUUCAGAGUUAACACGUUCGAGGAUAUUCGAUAGAUUUUUACAACGACUAUGUAUUGCUGCUGAAACUUCACUUCAUGAACUUAAAAAGGCAUGUAAAUUGUUAAAACCAAUAUUAAAUUAUUAUCCACUAGUAUAUGCACCAAUACAAAAAUUUGAUCAAAGUAUUCAUAAACGUGAUGUUGCUGCUGAAUAUUAUGUACAAAAUCAUUGUGAUAAACAAUUUCGUAAUUCGAUGCCAGUAGCUGUUGUUGGUGAUGGAAAUUGUUUCUAUAAUACAUUUCUUAAGUUAAGUGGUGCUGGUGCAACAACUGAAGCAUCAGCAGUAACCUCUGUUGAACUUCGAGCUCGCAAUGUGGUUGAACUUGUUCUUCGUUUGAAUGAAUACAUAAAUAAAUAUGCAUCAUUAGAAAUGAUUCUUGAUAGUUUUGAAGAUUAUGUUCGAAAAGAAAUGGUACAUGAUACACAUUUUGCAUCUAUUUGGGAUCUUUUAAGUAUAUCAACUGUACUUAAUAUUGAUGUUAUAAGUGUUUAUCCUAAAGUUAAUGGUGAUGAAGAUAUACAUUAUCAACUACUUAAUGGUAAACUUUUUAGUCCAUUAAUAAAUAAACAUGCAACAUAUGAUACAAAAUCAAAAAUAACAACGCUAACAGGAGUCAAUCAUGUAAAAAUUCUUUUUACAAAUUGUAACAAACAGUUGAAGAUUGCGAAUAAGAAAGAAGAUUGGAUGCCUAAUCAUUUUGUACCACUUCUCAGUUUGAGAUAA